AUGAGUCGUACACAAGAAAGUUUUUGUACUUCCUUUUGGUCGUCAUCAGCAGAGUCGAUUCCAAAUUACCUUAAGGGAGUUCAAGCCCUUCACGACAAACUUUCGAAAUCAGUUAUUGAGAAUGAAGCAAUUCUUACGUAUUUACGAAAACGUAUUGAUAUUGAAAAUCAAUGUGCUGAUUUGAUGUCAUCAGAACUUUCACCGUCCAUGACAUUAGGUUCGAAUGUGAUGGAGGAGUCAACGAUGAAUGCAAGUCUGAGAGGCUCAUUCGAAACAGUCUGUCGUGAAAGUUCCGAAACGGCUCAAUGUCUUCGAGUACGUGCAGGAGUACUUGCACAGGAUGUGUUGGCACCACUUGAGAGAUUCACUCGAGAUUUUCAAAAUACACUAACGCAUAAAAGAGCAAAAUUAGAGAAUGAGAUAGUUGAAUAUGAGCAUGCAGCACAAUCUGCACUAAUGACACGAUCCGUUUAUUGGUCUCGCUGUCAUGCGUUAGAAUUAAUUGAACCUGAUUUUAGAUCUCCUAUCCCUCCAGGAUUUAAAGAAGAGGAUAGCGAGGAGGAAGUGAUAGAUGCGGAAAAUGAUGCAUUUGUGGUGGGCAGCAGCAGUAGCAGCAGACGCCGACGAUCGAGUUCAGUUACCUCUGAACUCAACAUAGACCAUGGUGGUGUUCGAUUAGGUAAAUAUACAUUAGUACCUUAUCAAGAGGUAGCACGGUCCAUAAGUCGAAUGCAAAAGAUGAUUGAAGGAAUAAAACCAAAUGCAACUUCCCCUAUGUAUCGCUACUUGGGAAAGGAUAUCUUUGAAUGGGUGCGUGAUUAUCUUGCUUCACCUCCACCUACUACUACUUUAUCUAUUCAGGGACAACUACAACAAAAUGAAAUUGUCACGUUAGAUACUGAGACAAUGGAAAUCUGUAAUCGUCUUUUAGCUCUCAAUUUCUUAAAGUCUGUUUCGAUGGAAAAAGAGAAGAAGAAGAAGAAGAAAAAUAAGUUUGAUUUAUCUCUGUAUUAUGAAGUGCAGCAUAAUGUGUUGGAACGUUACUUACGAAAGACUCGUAUAAAAAGUGUCGAUUAUGGACAACCAACAACUAUUAUUGAGGAAAGUGGAAGCGAAGUUCAAGACAUGGCGUUAGAGGUGCCUCUUUCUUCUUCUUCUUCUCCGACAACGACGACGACAAAUGUAACUAGUACCUUGAAUAACUUGUUUGACCGAUUUAAACCGCAUAAAAAGAAAACUCUAAAUUCUAGUACAAAAGCCCAUGCUGAUAUGGUCGAAGCAGAUGAAGCUUACAAAAAAAGGAUCAAGAUAGCAGAGGAGAUGAGAAAAAGGCUUGAAGAAAGAAUGUUUGAUUAUUUUAAUGAAAUGGAACAAUUAGAAAUGGAUCGCAUCAAUGCAGUAAAGCAUGCCUUUGUAACUAUGUCUUCAACCUUAACUGAUACAUUGUCUAUGUUUAAAGAGACUUAUAAUCGUAUUACUCUCUUCCAAGAAACUUUAAAACCUGAACAAGAUAUUCAAUAUAUUAUUGAACAAUGUAAAACGGGUCCUUAUUGCCCUAAGCCCAUGAUUUAUGAAAACUAUUAUUAUGGCUCUGCAAUCAAUCAGCUAUUUGGUGUGCCUUUAGAAGAAGUAGCACAAAUAUAUGGAUCUUAUGUCCCGCCUAUCGUUACAAAAGGCAUUCAACUUAUAGAUGCAGGUCUUUCUCUAAAAAGAAAGGAUGAAAUGGAGAAAAGUAUUGAAGAUAUAUGGUGUAAUACAAUACCAAUGAAAGAAUUAAAUGUUAUAUGCGAUCAUCUUAAUGGCUUGGUCGGAACUAAUCUCAAGAAGACUUUAGCAACCUAUGAUUUACCUCUAUUAGCAAAUCUAAUACGAACCUAUCUUUUAGAAUUACCAGAAUGUUUAUUAACCUUUGAUCUUUAUGAGCCUAUAAAGAUUAUUUACACAACACAGCAAGAUACUGAAAGUCGAUUGGUGUCUGUUAGUAAAUUAUUAGCCACUUUACCAUCAACCAAUUAUCAUACUUUAAAAGCCUUGAUGCGUCAUUUAUUCCAGAUAUUGAAACCCUUAGAGAGCAAUAACAUACUUAAUCAAUUGAUAUCUAUCUUUGGUCAUAUCCUUAUGCGGCCCUGCACUUAUUCAGCAUCCAGCAUACAUGAUCGACAUCCUAAAAAGCUAGUUCGAGAUUUACUGACUCAUUACGAUAUUAUCUUUACAAAGGAUAUGAAUCAAGCACAGCAAUCAAGCGCAAAUCGAUCGACAAUUAUUGCUGACCCGUCUUCUUCUUUUCUUAUUCUUCCAUCAAGCUCACAUACAGAUAAUGACAGCAAAGAAUCACACAAUAAUAAGGAAAAAACAAAUGUUGAGUCUGUGCUUCGACGCACAUUAAUGAAUAUUAUGAGACGUAAUUCUGCAGAAAUUGGCUCACAUGAGCAGCAGCAACAACAACAACAAAAGGAAGAUGAGACUCCUAAAAGCCCUAAUAGUACAGGUCCACCUGUUGUACCCCAUGCAACCAGACUAACAUUAUUUGAAGACCCUGAGAAAAGUCACCCAACAACUCCUAAACAUUCAGGCACGACCACGCCACAAGAAGAAGAAGAAGCUCUUUCAGCAACCAGUUAUCAUGAUAUGACCACACUCAAUGAUUCUCAUCAUCUUCUAUCAACUACUGAUGUGAGUCUGAUCUUGGAUAUGAAAGAGGAUGAUGCAGUUGAAUUACCUGAUAAAGAAGACGUUCAUAAAAUAAUAAUAACUCCAAACCGUUCUCGUGCAUCUACAAGAGGAACAAUGGAUAACAUUGAUUUGGAUCCUUUUUUUGACGAUAAUUGA
Cokeromyces recurvatus is the source of this 2829-nucleotide messenger RNA. RefSeq lists its product as uncharacterized. The record is from RefSeq and is a predicted model, not a curated record. The transcript has 5 exons. Bases 1 to 2829 code for a protein of 942 amino acids. NCBI's taxonomy places the organism in Eukaryota, Fungi, Mucoromycota, Mucoromycetes, Mucorales, Mucoraceae. Gene Ontology annotation, molecular function: GTPase activator activity. Gene Ontology annotation, biological process: cytoskeleton organization; small GTPase-mediated signal transduction. Gene Ontology annotation, cellular component: cell division site; plasma membrane; division septum.